This is a messenger RNA of Phycomyces blakesleeanus NRRL 1555(-), 462 nucleotides long. RefSeq lists its product as hypothetical. Bases 1 to 462 code for a protein of 153 amino acids. The transcript is spliced from 2 exons. NCBI's taxonomy places the organism in Eukaryota, Fungi, Mucoromycota, Mucoromycetes, Mucorales, Phycomycetaceae. The record is from RefSeq and is a predicted model, not a curated record.
AUGCCAAAAAACAGAAGACAUAAACGCAUUAUACUUAAUAGCCCAAUCUCUCAAAGGCCAGGCGAAUACAAUUUUAGCACAAAUGAUAGAGAGUUUAGUUACUUGGAGAACUCUUUGGAUUACUUCAAUGAUGAAGCAGCAACAGUAACAACAACAACAACAACAAUACCAGCAGAAACAAUGGCUGAGUUUCAAACAUUUGAAACAGAUAAUGAUGUUAAUUCAGCAGAUGAAUACUCCAGCAAUAGCGAAAAAUACGAUGACAAAAACAAUAUUAUUGAUGAUUAUUUUAAUGAUGAUACUACUGACAAUUAUGUUCUUUCCUCUGUAAAUGAGUAUCUAGAAUCUGCAGUAAAUGGCAAAAUGGACAUAAACAACUUUGGAAACUUAGAAGAAUUUAUACUAAACACUGACACUAAUAACCAACCUAGCUCUGGAUUUCAUCCAUUCCCUGAUCUCUAA